AUGGGAUUUCAGUGGAAAGAUGAGUGUGAGGCGAGCUUUCAAAAGCUCAAGGACUUAUUAACUUCAGCACCUGUUCUAGCGUUACCCGAGAAAGGUGUGGCCUUUAUAGUAUUAUGUGAUGCUUCAGGAGUUAGUUUAGGUGGUGUAUUGAUGAAAAAAAGCAAAGCUAAUGUGGUAGCGGAUGCCUUGAGUUGCAAAGCACAUAACAUGGGUAGUUUGGCCUUCCUUAAGGUGGAUGAGAGGCUUUUGUCUAGUUCUAGACUUGAAGUUUCUACAUCUCAUAGCAUUUUGGCCUCUGUAGAGGCUAGUUCUACUUUGAUGAAUCAUAUUCGUGCAUACCAAUUUGAUUAUGACAAGUUGAAGUCCAUUAGGGAUAAAGAGUUUAGAGGUGAAGCUAAAUCAACCUCUCUUGAUUCUAAGGGAGUUUUGAGGAUUAACAGUCACAUUUAUGUGCCAAAGUAUAUACAAGAUGAAUUUCAUGUAAUCUCUUAUAAUGCAGUAGAUUUUGGUCCGAAUUUGACUUAUGAGGAGGAAUGGGUAGCCAUUCCCUACGGCCAGGUUUAUAAGCUCAGAACCAAGGAGAUCACUUUAGAGAAAGUGCAAUGGAGUGGUUUCAUACUUAGUUUGUCUCAUGGGGAUGGUUGGCAUGGUUCCGAUGCGAUUGAGCAGGAUUUUGGUGAUUUGAGGCCUUGGUUGGGAAAUUUCAUUGAUAGGAUUAACUGGUCAACAUAUGGAGAUCCAAGCAUCGGAUGA
This is a messenger RNA of Solanum dulcamara, 753 nucleotides long. RefSeq lists its product as uncharacterized. The transcript is spliced from 4 exons. The record is from RefSeq and is a predicted model, not a curated record. NCBI's taxonomy places the organism in Eukaryota, Viridiplantae, Streptophyta, Magnoliopsida, Solanales, Solanaceae. The coding region runs from base 1 to 753 and encodes 250 amino acids.